Messenger RNA from Chiloscyllium plagiosum (whitespotted bambooshark), 3753 nucleotides. It is a transcript of the gene dym, whose product is annotated as dymeclin. NCBI's taxonomy places the organism in Eukaryota, Metazoa, Chordata, Chondrichthyes, Orectolobiformes, Hemiscylliidae. The record is from RefSeq and is a predicted model, not a curated record. Gene Ontology annotation, cellular component: Golgi apparatus. Gene Ontology annotation, biological process: Golgi organization.
AACCUGCAUUGAAUUCCUUCCAGAACCAAAACAUCCUUCCUAAGAUGUGGUAUCCAUAUCUGCUCACAGUACUUUAAGUGGAGUCUAAUUAAUCAUAAAACUGCAUUUUAAAAGCACACAGGUCUCUAGACUGCUCACCAAACUCUCAAAACAAUUCUAGAACUGAAACUAAACCAUUCCUCCCUCUUUGUAACAAAAUAUAAAUUCAAGUUAUACCUUAUUCCUGAACCCUCCACAAAGAAAGAUGAGAAGAUAUCUUCAAAUAUAUUCAUUUUUAAUUGCAAUUUAUUCAAUUGUUCCCACAGACAAUUUUGGGCUAAUGCGCGAUUUGGCUCUAACAUCACUGAAGUAUUUUCGAGACUGCUUACCUCUGUUGGCAAUGUAACAAUUCCAGUGGGGAUCUGUUCGUGUAUCUCGUUCCGUACAUACGCCAACUGUGCCGAUCUGCGCAUGUGUGACGUCGGUGCCUGUCUUUGUUGUCUUCAUGCUGUUCUGCACAUGCGCCACUGUCUGUGCAGUUCUGUUCAUGCGCAACUUUUGCACUAGUCUUCGUGCUGUACUGUGCAUGUGCUAAUGUCAGCUGGCGAGCUUCCUAAGAGAGGCCUCCACCAGGACUUUUUUUUGGAUGAGUUGUCUGUCUACUCUUCCCUUGAAGUUGGAGGUUCUAAUUAAAGCAGUGAUGGUAUAAAUCGAACUGGGUCUUUUGCACAAGUUGGAGAUGGGAGCAAACAGCAGCAGCAUUGCUGAGCUUGCAAAUAACAGCUACCUUCAACAUCUUGCUGGCACAGAAACCAUAUCAGAGAAUGAUCCGUUCUGGAAUCAACUUCUAUCGUUUUCCUUCACAACAUCUACCAAUGGUCCUGAUACACAGCUCUUGGAAGAGGCAACACUUUCGAUUUCCAAAUCAUUAAUUGAGAACAAUCCUCGGACAGAAAACUUUCAAGCUCUUGUUAAGAUUUUCCUUAGUCGAACUAAUGAAUUGAAGGUCUCAGCUGAAUGUCAAGACCAGCUGUUUAUUUGGCAGGCCCACAAUGCCCUGUUCAUCAUUCGCUGUUUAUUGAAAGUGUUUGUCAGCCAAGUAUCCGAAGAGGAGCUACAGCUUCAUUUUACUUAUCAAGAAAGACCACCAUUAUCUUAUGGGGCUGAGGCAGAAGAUCUCCUGGAAGAAUUAAUUUGUACUCUAGUACAUCUCAUUAUUGAAUUACCUUUAUUAGAUAUUACAUAUAGUAUUCUUCUUGAAUCUGUGACUACGCUUUUAGUUCUACUGUCUUACCAGCUAUUCCAGAAGGAAAUCAUUCGAGAGAGUUUAAUAUACAAAUGUUUGAUGGAAGGUCAAUGCCUUCAAUAUACUAGCAGAGUUGUAAAAACAUUGCUGUACAACUUCAUUCGGCAAGAGAAGUGCCCAUCUCCAAGGACUCGGAUUUUUGAACAGACCUCUGAAGGAAGUGGUUUGCUAUAUGGAUUAGCUUCUGGUGUGGCAUCUGGCCUCUGGACAGUACUUACCUUGGGAGGAGUUGGGAAUAAGACAAGCCAGCAAGGGGAUCUGUCAUCUCCACUGGCUAAUCGAAGUCUUCUGCUUCUGCUUGUUUUAUCUAAUUUGAGCAACAGACCAGAAAAACCAAAUCCAUACAGACAGUCGAUAAUGUCUUUCAGAAAUACGCAAGAUAAUACUGCUAUUCAAUCACCAAACUCCUACUGCUUCCAGAUAAAUUUCAACAGUUUGUAUACAGCACUGUACGAGCAGCAGAAAUCUGAUCAGGCCACUCUUCUGCUGUAUACUUUGUUGCAUCAGAACCCGAACGUGAGAACAUAUGUCUUGGCCCGUACUGACGUAGAGAAUUUGGUUCUUCCAAUUCUUGAGACUUUGUAUUGUGUUGAAGAACGUAAUUCUCACCAUGUGUACAUGGCACUCAUUAUUCUUCUAAUCCUCACUGAGGAAGAUUCAUUCAACCGUUCUGUGCACGAAGUGAUACUAAAGAAUAUUACUUGGUAUGCUGAGCGUGUCCUGACAGAAAUCUCAUUAGGAAGUCUUCUAGUUCUUGUGGUGAUACGAACUGUGCAGUACAAUAUGACCAGAACCAGGGACAAAUAUCUACAUACGAAUUGUUUGGCAGCAUUAGCUAACAUGUCUGCUCAGUUUCGGUCAUUACAUCAGUAUGCAGCUCAGAGAAUUAUCAGUUACACAUGCCGCCUCUUGCGGAGAUACCUGUAUGUGUUGGACAAAAUGUAUUUCCCCCGCUCUCACUGCACCACAUUGCAACAGUGGUUUUCAACUUGCAAUGACACUGGAGAGGACUUGAUAUACUUCCCUUGUUCCCACAUUCUCAAGUCCUAUGCAUCCAGUUUGUUUGCUCUGCUAUCAAAAAAGCACAAUAAGGUUCUGGAACAGGCCACGCAGUCACUGAGGGGUCCCGUUGGUGCAGAGGAAAAUUCACCAGUGCCCGAUUAUGCUCAGGACCUCAAUGUAAUUGAAGAGGUGAUCCGAAUGAUGCUGGAGAUCAUAAAUUCUUGCCUUUCCACUUCGCUUCACCACAACCCCAAUCUUGUGUAUGCACUCCUAUACAAACGAGAUCUUUUUGAACAAUUCCGCACACACCCCUCCUUCCAGGACGUGAUGCAGAAUCUUGACAUGGUGAUCAGCUUUUUCAGUUAUCGGCUGGAACAGGCUGGUGCAGACCUGUCAGUGGAACGAGUUCUGGAGGUCAUCAAACAGGGAGCCGUAGCACUGCCCAAAGAUAAACUGAAGAAAUUCCCAGAACUGAAGUUCAAGUAUGUUGAAGAGGAGCAACCAGAGGAGUUUUUUGUUCCGUAUAUUUGGUCCUUGGCUUAUAACACAACGGCGGAACUAUAUUGGAAUCCACAGCAAGUUCAGCUGUUUACAAUGGACUCUGGCUGAGCACCUGUGUUUUGUGAUGAUUGUUUGGAGGGUGGGAAUGGGCAAAUGUUAAAAUAACAGUUUCACAAGGAGAAUAAGAAGCUUUCAUCCAAUUUUUGUGUGGUCUACAUCCACAUUAUGGAGUAAUUUCUUUGGACAGGGUGAAUGGAAUUCACGGAUGUCAUGUAAAUUGGAAGUCAUCAAAAACAGACCAAACAUAGUUUCAAGGGAAUAAUUAUAUUUGACUAAUUUUUCACCAAAUAUCCUUCAUUAGUCUGACUACGAAAUAAGUUACUUUGCCCACUUUUGGCUGUUCCUAACAGGCCCUUAUGCAAAUAGUACAGUAAACAUUGGUGGAAUCCAGCAUUAAAGAAAGAAAUGUCCCAUAAAAUAGAGUACCCACGUUUCUUCACAUAUAUUCAGAAUACUAAUAUCAUUUAUUGGCUAUAAUAAUGUUUAAUUAAAAUUUUUAGAAUUGCUGUCAUUCCUGAUCCAGAAACAUUUCUUGUAAAUAACAGCCAAGACAGAGGUCCUGUUAUUUCUUUGUUUUAGUUAGUGUACAAGCUUGAAGAAAUUCAGAUAUGUAUUUAAUAAUGACAAUGGUGCAGGCUGUGGACAAAUGAUUUCCAAUCGAGUUAUUGUUCAACUCUUCUGACUUCUUAACCAGUGAUGGUACCAUCAAUGAACACUUUACUUUUUAAAAUACAUUUAUUGCAUUUUGAAAUGCCAUAUUUAUUAUGUGCACAAUCAUGAACAAGAUACAAAACUAAGUUGAUAUAAUUCAAUAAGUGUAUCCUAGUCAGAUUUCAGAAAUGUAUGCUUUAAUUGACGAAUUUAGCUUAAAAUAAAUGCUUGAUCUCGCUUGUUGAUUUAGUGGA